AUGGUGGGCUCCAAGAGUGACAUCCUGUCAAUGCGCUCGGGCUCCUAUGCCCUGCUGCCCACCGGCGACCAAGACUCGCCAACACAAAAGGCAGCAAGCAUGGCCGAGUCAAGAAUACGGGCUGUCAGCGUGCUGGACUCGCAGCGCCAGGACCGUCCUCUCCGCAUGACCUCAAUCGCUAGUGGCUUGGAAGAUGAAGAGAAGCCAUGGGGCUGGGACAUGCUCAACGAGGACUUCCUGGAGACACCUGCGAUGCAGGGAGCUACCAUCUGCCUCAUCAUGAUGAAUGCCGUCAUCAUCGGCCUCGAGACGGAUUUUCCGGAGAAGUUCCCAUGGGACAUUGUAGAAAACAUUUUCCUGGUGUUCUUCACAAUGGAACUGGGGAUUCGAAUAUAUUGUCUGGGUGUGUUCAAGUUCUUCAACUUCCGCAACAAUCCCGACAUUGCCUGGAAUUUGUUCGACUUUAUGCUGGUGUCGAUGGGAGUCCUGAGCCUGGGCUUGCACUUCGUCGCAGGAUCCGAAGACGUUCUGGCCAGGAACGCCACCCUGUUCCGCAUCAUCCGUUUAUUGAGAAUUCUGCGCGUGCUGCGCAUCAUCCGCAUUGUGCGGUUCCUGAAGCAGCUCUACCUGCUCGCAUACGGGUUCAUCGAAGGAACCAUGGCCGUCCUCUGGGUUACGAUCCUGGCCUCGUUCAUGUUAUACAUUUGCGCGGUCAUCCUCGUCCGGGCAUAUGGACGCAGCACUCCUGAAGACGACCCCUAUCAUGAUUUCUUCAUUUCCCACUUCGGCAGCAUACCAAUGACCAUGUUCGCUUUGUUCGAGCUCAUUACAGCCCCUGACUUGGCACCCUACCGCGAAGCGAUGUUCGCCAAUCCUCCCCUCGUCGUCUUUCUGGUUGUGUUCAUUAUCUUGGGCAGCUUCGGCAUCAACGGUCUUCUCGUGGCCCUCAUCAACGAGAGCAUUCUGGAGAAGAACCAGGCACGCAUCGAAGCGGACCGAAUGGACCGCGAAACAAAGCGCAAGACCAUGCAGCAGCGCUGUGGGGAGCUCUUCGACGAGAUGGACGUGAACAGGAACCGCGUACUGCCUCGCGACGAGAUCAAGCAAUGCACGGAGCAGAUUGCAGAGCUUCUCGAAAGCUAUGGUGUGAACUUUCAGCGAGCAGAUUUGGACCAGAUGUUCUAUGUCAUGGACUACAGUGACACAGGCAUCAUCGAGCGGUCCGAGUUCAUCCAGGGUGUGGUGGGGCUGUGCGAUCAGAUCCGGCCAAUGUCCAUCAUGGAGCUCCACUAUCAGGUUUCAAAGACCUGCGGCAAAGUCGACCAGACUGAGCUAAAGGUCGAUGGACUGGCUAAGACGGUCGAAGGCUAUGAGGUCAAGAUAGACAGCGUGGAGUCCUCCCUGAAGCGGCUCACGGACCACAUGCCCAAGUCCACUUCGGCUGCCAGCCAGGGCUCCAACUCGAGGCGAACUUCCCGUGACUUGGACACGAUCCAGUCGGUGACCUUCCAUCAGGACGCGAUCCCAGAAUGGGAGGGCGAGGGUGAUGCCGACGACAUCUGGAGGGGUGCUGAUGUGAGCACUCGAGAGCGUGCAGACACUGCAGACAUUGCAAGCCAGUCCGAACGGUCCAGAGAGACCAAAGCAAGGAGCCCCAGCAGCGACUGCGCCGGUUACAAUGUCGCCCAGGAUGACGUGGCAGCAAACCUGGCCGAAGCGCACAAAGACGAAGGCCAGGAGCUCCAUGGCAUGCUGGCCAAGCAUGGCAAGCUGCUGACAGAGGCCCUCGAGGCUGUCCAGGCAUUUACGCAGUCUGCCGCAACCAAGUCGCCCGGCAAGGCCUCGAGGCUGACCAGCGUGAUGCUGCAGCUGCAGCGUGCUAAUGUCGAUGUGCUGAGUGCUCUUUUGAAAGAAAAUUCACAGUUAACGCCUGAGCCUGAGCCGGCUUUAAAGAAGCCGGCGGAUGGUACAGUUAUUGAUGUGCAGUAG
Molecule: messenger RNA, 1989 nt
Organism: Symbiodinium sp. CCMP2456
Lineage: Eukaryota; Dinophyceae; Suessiales; Symbiodiniaceae
Source: the annotation of a GenBank genome assembly